This is a messenger RNA of Lycium ferocissimum, 1415 nucleotides long. RefSeq names its product 3-hydroxyisobutyryl-CoA hydrolase-like protein 3, mitochondrial. Gene Ontology annotation, biological process: L-valine catabolic process. The record is from RefSeq and is a predicted model, not a curated record. Gene Ontology annotation, molecular function: 3-hydroxyisobutyryl-CoA hydrolase activity. The transcript is spliced from 10 exons. Gene Ontology annotation, cellular component: cytosol. NCBI's taxonomy places the organism in Eukaryota, Viridiplantae, Streptophyta, Magnoliopsida, Solanales, Solanaceae. The coding region runs from base 106 to 1239 and encodes 377 amino acids.
AAAAGUAAAAGCAUAUGCCAAAUUUGGUUGGUGCUUCUGAGCUGCUGAAUCGAUCCACCACGCUUCUUUCUUCCAAGUCCAACAAGCCUCCCCAGUACUCUGGAGAUGAUGGAAGACGAAUUCAUCAAAGGACAUGUCCACCCUAAUGGCCUUGCUGUUCUCACUCUCCAUCGUCCUAAAGCUCUCAAUGCCAUGAACCUUGAUAUGGACAUGAAGUACAAGAGUUUCCUGGAUGAGUGGGAAACAGACUCAAAGGUCAAGUGUGUUUUAGUUGAGAGUAGCUCCCAUCGUGCCUUUUCAGCAGGAAUGGAUAUUAAGGGGGUUGUUGCUGAAAUUCAAAAGGACAAAAGUACACCUCUUGUGCAAAAGGUAUGCACAGCAGAAUAUUCUCUGAUUUGCAAAAUAUUUGAGUACAAAAAGCCUUACAUCAGCUUCAUGGAUGGCAUAACAAUGGGCUUUGGCAUUGGCUUAUCAGGUCAUGGUAGCUACAGGCUUAUCACAGAGAGGACUGUUCUAGCUAUGCCAGAAAAUGGAAUCGGGUUGUUUCCAGAUGUUGGUUUUUCUUAUAUAGCUGCACAUAGUCCUGGCGAAGGGGCAGUUGGUGCUUAUCUUGGACUGACUGGAAGUAGGAUAUCAUCACCUGCUGAUGCACUGUAUGUUGGUUUGGGAAGUCACUAUGUCCCUUCUGCGAAUUUGGGUACACUGAAAGAAGCUCUUUUGGCGGCUACCUUCUCUCAGGAUCCGGAUGAAGAGAUCAAAGCGCUUCUAGCAAAAUACAGUACUAACCCUGAUUCAGAAUCCCGGUUGAAGUGUCUUUUACCCAGAAUCAUUUCAACAUUUGGUGGUAACAAGCCACUUAAAAAUGUAAUAGAGGAGCUCGAAAAUCAUCAGCAAAGUGCUGAUACUUUGGUGGCAGAAUGGGCCCAGGAUGCUCUGCAAGGGUUAAGAAAGGGGGCUCCCUUUUCUCUCUGCCUCACCCAGCGGUACUUUUCUAGGGUUGCAUCUGUAUGUGGCAAAAAUGAGAAUAACUUGUCGAAGCUCCCCGGUGUUAUGAAAACUGAAUAUCGCAUUGCUAUAAGGUCUGCUCUACGUAAUGAUUUUGCAGAAGGUGUUCGUGCUGUCUUAGUGGACAAGGAUCAGAACCCAAGAUGGAAUCCAUCCAGCUUGGAGGAAGUGAACCUCAAUGAAGUGGAAGCUCUCUUUGAACCUCUCAGCCCUGAAGUUGAGUUGAAUGUUUGAGGUUGGCCAGGAUAUCUUACGGAGUCGAUCUUUCUUCCUUAUCUUUGGACAAAUAAGAACAUAUGAUUUUACAUGUUUUAACUUAGCAUACAGAGUGUGUGAGGUUAUUAUAGGCCAUGUUCAGAUUCAGCUAUUAUUUGCCAUUUUCGAUCUAUUGGAAUUUUAAUUGCUGGUAA